CUAAUCUGUCAAAUAAACUGUCAAACGCGCUAGGUGUGGUACGAAUAUUCUAAAUUUUAUUAAAAUUUUGCUAUAAUGUCGGCUACAUUAAAACCUUAUUUAACAGCAGUGCGCCAUACGCUUACAGCGGCGAUGUGUUUAGAGCAUUUUUCAUCGCAAGUAGUAGAGCGUUAUAACAAACCGGAGGUCGAGGUUAGAACAAGCAAAGAGCUUCUCUUGAAUCCAGUUGUGAUUUCUCGUAAUGCAAACGAGAAAGUGUUGAUCGAAUCAUCAAUAAACUCUAUCAGAGUGAGCAUUAUGAUCAAACAGGCGGAUGAGAUUGAAAAGAUUUUAUGCAAAAAGUUUAUGCGAUUUAUGAUGAUGAGAGCAGAAAACUUUAUCGUUCUGAGGCGGAAACCGGUGGACGGAUAUCAUAUCAGUUUCUUAAUAACAAAUUUCCACACCGAGCAAAUGUUCAAACAUAAACUGGUGGACUUUGUGAUAUAUUUCAUGGAAGAAAUUGAUAAAGAAAUUAGCGAAAUGAAACUGGCCGUGAAUGCUCGCGCCAGAAUCUGCUCAGAAGAGUUUUUGAAGCGAUUCUAAAUUCAAAUCCUACAAUAACGGGUAUGACUAAUAGAAUGAGUUAAUGCUAUUGUGUUAAUGGUGGAUUAGUGUAAUAUUUCCUUAUGACUGUUAUCAUAAACUACAGUCCCUAAUGCAGAAGUUUUACCUUACUAUAGCCAUUACAAUUUACAUGUAAACAUUAGCUUUUUUAUUAAGGUUAACACCUUUGCCUAGGUUUGGUACCCAAGCUAAACCUGUAUGUUCAUGAACAAAUUCCAAUAUUGUUUACUGCAUAGAAUAAUGAUGCUUGUGCAUCUAUAAGAAAUGUUUUUUAAUUUAUAAGCAGUAUUGUAUUAAGUAUGUAAUAAUAAUCAUAUUAUAG
Messenger RNA from Spodoptera litura, 925 nucleotides. RefSeq names its product Actin-related protein 2/3 complex, subunit 4 (gene Arpc4). Gene Ontology annotation, cellular component: actin cytoskeleton; Arp2/3 protein complex. Lineage: Eukaryota; Metazoa; Arthropoda; Insecta; Lepidoptera; Noctuidae. Gene Ontology annotation, biological process: actin filament polymerization; Arp2/3 complex-mediated actin nucleation. Gene Ontology annotation, molecular function: actin filament binding. The record is from RefSeq and is a predicted model, not a curated record.